AUGAUUCAGCGUAUGCAGGACAUUUGGUGGAAAACUCUCAGGGAGCUUGAUGCUUUGAAGCGUUAUUUGGUGCUGUGUCCCCAGACGUACGACUACAAGUUUGACAAUUCCGUGCGAAAACUGAUCAGACGGGCGUUGUUCCACGCGGUGUCGGACGGCGGGCAGUACUUGGCCCACUUCUUUCCGGGAGAACAGUAUGAGAAUGGUUUUGAAACUUCCGGUAAUGUUUCUGGUGAGGCUUUUGAAUAUGGAUCUAGCCCUAAAUAUGACUCUGGCUCUGAAUCUGACGAUUGGGUUUUGACGCCCCAAGCGCGCGCGGCACACCCGCGGCGGCCGUGUGCGCGUGUGUUUCUCAAAGGUGAGCCCAUCUACCGUUGCCUUACGUGUGGUCUCGACGAAACAUGCGCAAUGUGUGCCGACUGCUACGAUGCAGAUGCGCACAAGGACCACGUGGUCUACAUCAACAUUUGCAUGCGCAGUAACAACGGUGGCACCUGCGACUGCGGUGAUCCUGAGGCGUGGGUGGGGGAUGUGAAGUGCAAGCACUACACAAAAGAGCAAAAGAGCGAUAAAGACAUCCCUGUGCCGUUACAAGCUUCCCUACUCGGAACGUUGGAGGUGGUGUUGGACUACGUUAUUGACGUGAUGAACGGCACAGACAUCUGCUAUCUCUCUGAAAAGCACCAGACACCUGCUGCCUUCAUCGACCACUCCAACAGUUGCGAUUUGGACCCUGCGUACUAUGAACUGGUGCCCGACCCCAACAGCGAGCAGUAUUACUUGAUGCUCUAUAACGAUUAUGUGCGCCACUACCGCGACGCGGUGCAACGCAUCCAUAUGGCUACACGGAAAGUGCCAGAAUUUGCCGAGAUGGUUGCCAAGGAAAUCGAAAAGUACGGCAAGGCCAAGGUUUGGUCGGGCACAGUGAAGGAGUUGCUUGAGAAGCAGCUGUCUUUAGGCGCCACCGGUCUCCACUCCCUGAUCCGCUCCCACAGAGACGUCUUUAGGGAGGAUAUGUGCGAUGAGAUCAUCAGGUGGAUUAAGAGCAUUACCGAGAGUGCGUUCUUCCAGGACUACCAGUUGCCCCGGGACGUGUUGUGCCGGGCGUUCUGCAGUAAAUGGGGGCACGGGGAAAACCGGAUUCCGGAUGACUAUCCCUACCAAACCGGCCGAAUGAACAAUGGUUUGAUCCCCAUCAUCCCCAGGGUCCGUAGUCACCACAACCCUGACUACUGGAAUAUCGAAGCCAAGCGCUGGGAGUUGCCUGAAGAUAUCUGCCUCGAAUGCAGCUAUAAUUUAGAGGCGGGCCGUGAAAACGACUUCCAGGGUGAGCCUUUUGUCGGCUCACGCUUUCAGUACCUCUUGUAUUUCGAUAUCCGCUUCUGGAGCUCAGUGCGCGCCACCUUACACAGCAUAUACGUCACCUCGUUGAUCUCCAACUUGAGGUACAAGAACACAAUCUCCUGCCAGUACGUGGAUAUCUACCCGAGUAUCGCCGAUAUGUUUUUGCGUGUUGACAGAGAGCCCGAGACCAGUUUUAUGUGCGACUUGUCCACACAAUUGUUCACCACGCCUACCGACGCUACUGCCAUCGUCAAACACGGCGAUUUGACCCGAAUUCUCUCCACAAUUUACGGCUUCCUCACCAUGGACUGUAUCGUACCGCCUGAAGGCGUAGACUUAUCCAAACAGGUUCUUUUGUCCUCAUUAAACAACCGAAAAUGGGGGCAAGUCUUCUUUGAUUUGGGCUAUAUCAUCAACCGCAACGAGGAAACACGCUUGCUUUUCACCGGCAAUUUUGUUCGCCAGGCGUGCGAUGUUAUUGCGCUCUUCCAAAGCAGACCAAUUGUUGUGAGAGCUGCCAAGGAACAUGUGGAGUUUGAGUCGAACGACUACACCUUGUACUUCAGUGCCCUCUCAGUGAUCUGUCGCUUUAGCGAAGCCAUAGCCAAGUCCGCCUCCAAGCUCCCCCAUGCAGAUUUCUUCUUGGUAGAAAGCACCCUCACCACCCUCGUUGAUUUGUUGUCUUCCAUCGACAAGGGCGAGUACAGGGGCAUUGUUCCCGGAACCCUUGAUGUGGCGCCAAGCUUGGUAAAACAGUGGAGCGGGUUGGGUAUUAAUGCGAUAGUAUCAGAAUACCCCGUCCACUUGCAGAAUGUAAGUUUUCUUCACCCACUCCACUCGUUCUUCUCAUGGCUCAUUGAGUUGUGCAGCCAGAAAACCCCUCAAAACCUUCUUGCACUUGCGAACCAGCAGUACGUGGGGAUGUACCCGCUUCUUCCGUAUGACUACUCCUUGCGGUCCAUUGUGUUAUUGGCGCAAAUAAAGGUGGGGUUCUGGGUCCGAAACGGAUUCAGUAUCAAGAACCAGCUGCAUAUCUACCGCCACACAAGUGUCCGUGAGUGUGGGUUCAUGCGGGACGUGUUUCUCUGCCAAUCAUUGACGUCGUCCUACCCCCCUGACGAUGUCUGCCUUUUGUUCUUUUAUAGGUGGUCCUUGAUGCCCUGGGUCAGCGGGCAAGUUCAAAACUACUCCGUCUAUGAUAAGGCCAACUUGCCGGGUAUUGUCGAAGAAUGCCUUAACUUCUUUGUAUGGCUCCUUACCGAGAACAUGCACUUGAAGGGUUUGAGCGAAGACUACCUAACACGCACCGUUAUUCGAAAAGAAAUCAUCCACUCGUUGUGUUUCCAAUCCUUGAGCUUUUCGAAGAUUGUCUCUGAGGUUCCCGAACAUGUAGCAAACUUGAAGAAGUUUGAAGCAGUUUUGAAGGAUUUGGCACUGUACACCCCUCCAAGUGGCCUUAACGAUGCAGGGAUCUACAAAUUGAAGGAAAAGUACUUUGAUGAAGUGGACCCGUACUACAUCCACCUCACCUCCAACAAAAGAGAUGAUGCGAUCAAGUUGGUGAAGGAGAGAAUUCAUAAGCGAACCCGGAAACCUCUCAACGAUAUUUACAUUGAGCCUAGAGUGAGUGAAUCGAAUAUCCCUGCGUUCGCCGGGGCCGGAAACUUUACAACCUCGAUUCUCUUUGCCAAGUUCCUUCACAGCACAUUGAACUACACGUUACAAGGUGAUGCCACCAACAAUGAGUCGAUCAUUGACUUGGUUCUCCAUGUUAUUCAUGCGUGUGCGUACGAAAAGUCAGUGACAUCGACCUACCGAAGCUUCUACAAUAUCAUGAUGGACGAACACGACGGCUCGUCGGUUGCGAGCUACAUGUGCCAUAUGUUGACCAUCGAAGGCUUCAAGUCAUACCACUCUAAGAUAAGGGGCAUCUUUGGUGUGUUUGUGUCCAAGUAUCAGGAUGUUGCCGAUAUCUUGUCCCAGAAGUUUCCCGCUCUCAAAAAAGCCCUAGAAGUGGACGCCACGGCCACCGGUGCGGAGCCCGAAGCGGAACACAAGAGGCGUACUGCGAAAGAAAGGAGAGAGCGUGUCAUGGCUGAAUUCAAAAAGAAGCAGUCGCAGUUUGCAGCUACUAACAAGGUUGAUACGAUGGAUGAAAGCGAUGUUGAAAUGGUUGAAGCCGACGAGGCAUUUGCCUGGAAAUUUCCUGAAGAGCACUGCAUCCUCUGCCAGAUGCCCAGUGCGGAGGAAGAGGUGUUUGGGAUCAUAUCUCACCUUUCUAACGCCGCCUCUUUCCGUAAGGUUCCUUUCAACGAUGAAUUCUGGUUAACGAAGGCUUUUACCGGCUCUUCGGACGAAGACAGUCACGGUGAGUUGAAUGAAGCGACCCGUACCUACUUUGACGAAGUCAAGGCAAAAAGCGUGUUUGGUCCAGGGUUUCCAAGCACGUCGCUCGACAAUGUCGAAAGUCGGCCUGUGCUCUCAUCGUGUGGGCAUGGGAUGCAUUUUACUUGCUACAAGAAUUACUUGGUGAACAUCAAGAGUCGCCAGAAUCAAAUCACCAGAACGGUUCCGGAGAACACAGAGGACCGUGAAUUCUUAUGCCCCUUGUGCAAAGCUGUGAACAACGUGUUCGUACCGGUGUUGUGGAACGUCAACAACAAGUCGUUGUCCGAACUAUUGAGUCGGGACGCAGAUGGAAAGUGGCAUGAGCCGUUUGAUCGCAUCGCAGUGAUAGAGGACGAGUCGUUGGUGCUGGAGAUCCAGGAGAAGAUCAAAGACGAAGUCAUUGCGAGAGCAAAACACUGUGUGAAGUCGAAGUAUCUGAAGUUUUUCGAAGCCGAAACCUCACCGGUAGUCGAGAAGUGUGUGAUUGUGAUCGAGUCAGUGUUCCAUGGCUUGCAAAAAUUGAACAGACCGUUCUUGUUUGAUGGUGAUUUUUCGGGGCUUGUGGUUAACACCAUCGAGUCGGUUGAGAUUGCAUUGAGGGGUGUUUCGCCAGAGGGGGGUCAAAUCUUUGACCAGUUGUCUCACCAGGUACUUACAAAUCUCCGGGUGUGGAAUGAAUUUCGCAAUUUAAACUCUGCCAUGCUCGCGAUGAAGGAAGAGACGGAUCUCCCGUCGUUCCUCGAUGAUGUUGUGGCAAACUACCAGAUCUUGGCAUCGGAUGAAAUGAUCCCAUGCAUCGAACAGGGGGCUGACCUUUUUGAGUCGUUGGUGUCGUGCCACAUUGUUGAGACCAGUGGCUUUAGUUAUCCCCGCACUGUGCGGUUAUGUUUGAUGUGGCAUAUUCUCCAAACUGCAUACAGUCUCACAUCUCAGAUUCUCCAAAACAUGCCGUUGUGGUCACGGAUCCUCAACUUACCACUUGUGAGCAACCUAGAGGCUAAUGAUCUGGUUUGUGCGCUAUACGUGUUUGAGACGAUGAAGAAUGGCUUGUCGCCAGAGAUUGACGUAUCCAACCUUACCGGGUCGCCCCAGUUCGGGUCUGUGUUUUACUCCAUGCUUGUGAAGUGCUGUGUUCCAUACCUAAGAAGAUGUGCCAUUUGGGCGUAUGUUCAGUGUGACAAUCACUCGGGGAUAGCUGUGGAAGAGUGUCUUUCCCAGGAAAACCAAUUGUGUUCGUUGUUGCGCAUUCCACCCUUGACGGAAAUCUUCUCCACCUUUGUCACAUCUGGCCAGUAUGAAAAUCAGCGUCUCCACUCGUUCGCCAGCUAUUUGACCCGGAAUAACCUUAACCACAUCAAUGCAUCCAAGGUGGAAUAUCCCGGUAUCAUCUCCCUUAUUAAUCUUCCAGAGCGUAUGGACGACUUCUUCACGCGUUAUUACUACAAGGACCUCAACCACGAGAAUGCCGACCCAGCUGUAUGUUUGUUCUGUGGCGCGGUAGUGCAAAUUCAGGGUUCCUCUAUCGGAAGCCGUAUCGGACAGUGCAACCUCCAUGUGGAAAAGGAGUGUAUCAGCGAGUGCGGUAUCUUCCUUGUGCCCCGUUACUGUACGCUCUUGUUACUUUGGAAGGGGAAAGGGAGCUUCUACAAGGCUCCUUACCUCGACCCCCAUGGUGAGUUGGACGAAGAGCCUAGACAUGGGAAACCGCUCUACUUGAACCAAAAACGGUAUAAUGCAUUUGUCCGAAACAUCUGGCUCAACCACGGCGUGCAGAACGCGAUUGCACGAAAUUUGGAAAGCGUGAUUGAUAUUGGCGGUUGGGAAACGUUAUAG
Messenger RNA from Babjeviella inositovora NRRL Y-12698, 5565 nucleotides. RefSeq names its product putative ubiquitin-protein ligase. The transcript is spliced from 2 exons. Gene Ontology annotation, cellular component: cytoplasm; ubiquitin ligase complex. The coding region runs from base 1 to 5565 and encodes 1854 amino acids. NCBI's taxonomy places the organism in Eukaryota, Fungi, Ascomycota, Pichiomycetes, Serinales. Gene Ontology annotation, biological process: protein ubiquitination; ubiquitin-dependent protein catabolic process via the N-end rule pathway. Gene Ontology annotation, molecular function: ubiquitin protein ligase activity; zinc ion binding. The record is from RefSeq and is a predicted model, not a curated record.